GUUGUUGGCGAGGCGAGCCGUGAUCGCUGCGGCGCUUUCUUCGUGCGCGGGUUGCCUGAAGGCAGGAAGGAAGCAAGGAAGAGCCGAACCAUGCACGCCGCCUCACCUCCCCGUGCCUCCUCCCCCGGCAUCCUUAAAUGACACCAGGUUGAGGGCACGGGCUCACCCGGAGCGGACCAUGGCAUGCGGCCCGACCCGGGCAAGCAGCACUGAUCAUGGGACUGCGGUCCAGGAGCGUGGCGAGUGGCUCAGAGGACCACAAGAAGGACCCCCCGGACCGGCAGUGUGGAGUCGGAGCGGGUGACGACAAGGAUGGCGCCCUGCUGGCGGCGGUGGUGGUGGCGGACUACAAGCGGGGCUCGCAGGGCACGGCCAUCGGGCUCCUGGCCAAGACCCCGCUCAACUACAGCCGUCCCGCCAAGAGGAAUAACGCUCGCAAGAGGAGGAUCCAGAACCUCAUCUACGACGCGCUGGAAAGACCCCGAGGAUGGGCGCUCCUCUACCACGCCUUUGUAUUUCUGAUCGUCUUGGGCUGUUUGAUUUUGGCCGUGUUGACAACCUUCAAAGAGCAUGAGAAGACGUCAGCUCAUUGGCUGGUGGUUCUGGAGACGUUUGCCAUUUUCAUCUUUGGGGCCGAGUUUGCGUUGCGCAUUUGGGCUGCAGGAUGUUGCUGUCGUUACAAAGGAUGGCGAGGCAGGCUCAAGUUCGCCCGCAAGCCGCUUUGCAUGCUGGACAUCUUUGUUCUGUUGGCCUCGGUGCCGGUGGUGGCGGUGCGUAACCAAGGCAACGUGCUGGCCACGUCCCUGCGCAGCUUGCGCUUCCUGCAGAUCCUGCGCAUGUUGCGCAUGGACCGGCGAGGUGGAACCUGGAAGCUGCUGGGCUCGGCCAUCUACGCGCACAGCAAGGAGCUGAUUACAGCCUGGUACAUCGGGUUCCUAUCGCUGAUCCUGGCAUCCUUCCUGGUCUACCUUGUGGAGAAAGACGACGUGUCGCCGUCCGAACGGGACCUCCCCGCCGCGCAGCCCAACGCUCAGGACUUUGACACGUACGCCGACGCGCUGUGGUGGGGGCUGAUCACGCUGACCACCAUCGGCUACGGCGACAAGACGCCAAAGACGUGGGCGGGGAGACUUCUGGCCGGGACCUUCGCAUUGAUCGGCGUCUCCUUCUUCGCUCUGCCUGCCGGUAUCCUGGGUUCCGGUCUGGCCCUGAAGGUCCAGGAGCAGCACAGACAGAAGCACUUUGAGAAGAGACGCCAUCCGGCCGCUGGGCUCAUCCAGUCGGCGUGGCGCUACUAUUCCACCAAUCCAAUCAGGGAAGACCUCAUUGCCACUUGGCGGUUCUACGAGACCAUCAUCUCGCUCCCGUGCUUCAGCAGCCAGAAGAUGACGCUGAUGGAGCGUGUGCGCCUGCCCAACGCACGACCGGCCAUGGCGAUGGCGGCGAGUAAGAAGAUGGCGGCCGAAGCGCUGGAGGAGAGCCCCUCCAAGCCGGCCGGGUUCAGCAAUCGCGAACGCUUCCGUACCGCCUUCCGCAUGCGGGCAGCCACGCUGCGCCAGAGCUCCGAAGAUGCGACGCUUGGGGAGGCGGUGCUGGAGGUGCGUGGCUUCCCGCCCGACAUUCUGCUUGAGGAGUCCAUCCCCACGCUCAAGCUGGCCAUCAGGGCCGUCAGGAUCAUGACCUUCCUGCUCAACAAGAAGCGCUUCAAGGAGACGCUGCGGCCUUACGACGUCAAGGAUGUGAUCGAGCAGUACUCAGCCGGACAUCUGGACAUGCUCUGCAGGAUCAAGUACCUCCAGACCAGGAUCGAUAUGAUUCUGGCGCCCGGAGCCCCCCUUACCCCCAAGCCCAAGAAACCUGUCAAGCCUCCCUCCAAUUAUGCCAGCGGCCAGUCACCCAGGCACGAGUCCUUCUUGUCCAAAGGCCCCCCUGUGGCAGGAACCGAGGACCAGAGCAUGAUGGCGAGAUUUGUGCGCGUGGAGCGGCAGGUGGAAGACAUGGAGAAGAAGUUGGACUUCCUGGUAGACAUGCACAUUCAGCGCAGUGAGCACCUGCACGUGGACUCGGCAGGCGCUGCCCACAUGACCCUGGGGCCCCCACAUCCCUUGGCAGGUGGAGACGCCCGCCGGCUCGUCCCCAACUCCGGCGAGGGUUUUCCGCAAAGGCUGCGGUACCCGGCCGCCGUCGAGGCAGGACCGGCCAGCAGGGGGGGCGGGCGCGCUCAGCCCCGAGAGCCCGUGUACACGGCGCGCCCCACCGUGCUGCCCAUCACCUCUCUGCAGGACUUGUCGGGGGGGUGCGGCAGGACCACGGGGGGACCCGGCGGUGGCGAGUCCCCGUUGUCGCUGCUGUCGAUGAACCACGAGGAGCUGGAGCACUCGCCCAGCGGCUUCAGCUUCUCCAGCAGCGAGCGCCACGGGGAGGAGGUGGCCGGGGACGGAGGCCGUGGGACCGGCGCCGGGGCCAAGGAGGGUGACCGGACCCGACCCAGACCCGUCUACCUGGCGGAGGGCGAGACGGACACAGACACAGACCCCUUUACUCCUAGUGGGGGGCCGCUGCCCCUCUCUUCCACGGGCGAGGGACUGGGUGACGAUGUGUGGAGUACACCACCCUGAGCGGGGAGGCGGCGCCCGCCAACUCAAAACCUUUAAUCCGAACCACGCCUCCGCACUCGAAGCCUUCCGAGGAUGUCGGCCGCCGUGUCGACAAUGUUGCGACAUUUUCUCCCGAGUAUUCCCGGGAAAAUAUUUUGCAACUGUAGUAUCCAGUGAUGUCAUCGGUGAUGAUGUCACGACACGGGUGGGACUGUGGCUUUUUGCCGCUGCAUGUGACGCACGGUGACUGGCGCGGAUGCCGGAUGACGUCACGCCUGCUGUGCCGUUCAAAAAGCCCUAACCCUUCGCACAUGUCACACAUACUACCUGACCUGACCUGACCUGACCUGACCUGACCUGACCUGACCUGACCUGACCUGACCUGACCUGACCUGACCUGUCCUGUAUGUACGCCACAUGUACAGACGGCGCCUCCGCAAAGUAUUCACGGCACUUGGUCCAAAAUGCCUUGAUCAGCUUGCUUCCACUGCUAUGAAUCCCACUUGAGGUCAUUCUUGAUGAAGGCUGUGGCAUUGCAAAACGGCAAAGAAGCUGUGACUGCUUCGCAGAUGCGCACAACACAUAUCUCCACGUCACACAUGUACAUAACACAUAUGUACACCACGACACUUUAGUUUGCAUGCAUGCAUGCUAGAGCGCCAUCUAGUGGCCAUACUCAACCAAAAGUUUCACAUGGGUGCGUGUGUUUUGUUGACAGUUUGUCACGCCGACAAGUGGGCAGAGUGAUUGACAGCUUCCGAGUGUUAGUCCAUGUGAUGUCCAACGUGCCAAAAUACACAUUUAUUUAAUUUCAUUUUACGACUUUUAAUUAAUCCCGGUGGGACGUCGCUACGACAAAAAGCCAUCAGAAGCAACAUGCAAAACACAAAAAAAUCAGUGAAAUUUAAUAUUUUGUGGAGAUUUUCUAAUGAUGAAAAAGUAUUUUCUAAAAGACUUUCACGCCUUUUUAGUGUGUCGUCUUGUCAUGCGACCGGCGACACACUUUGGGUGCCAACGACAUUGGCGGGAAGUCAGAGGCGGGUCCUCACUCGGUAGCCUUCGUCAUCUUAAUAAUCGUAAAUUAUUUCAAAUAAGUUAUCAAGUUUGAUGAACGUAACAGGAAUUGAUCUUUGCCAAUGUAUUUAUGUUUCAUAAUGCAGCUUUGCAGUGCGCACGCACACACACAUACACGUUUUUGUAAUGAUGAUUUAUUUUUUGAUUUAUUUACAUUAUGCAACUUUUCUUUUUACAGCAUCGGCCUGAUCAGUUAGCAUGAGCUACCGUGUCAUGUGAUCAUCUCAAUGAGACGCCGAGCAUCCAGUAAAAUACUUAGUUAUAGUUUACGUUUAUUUUUUAAAACUGCUGAAACAACUGCAUUUACUUUGACACUCUGCAAUGCUCAUCUUUUGCUAAUGGUGGCCACACCGUUUUAGUUGUAUUUUCUUGAGAUCUGAAAACAAUUUUACAAAUUGUAAAAUUGUUUUUUGAAACCUUUUGCGCACGGUGAACACUUGAAUGUUUGUCAACGCUCCGUCAUGUAUCAGCAAAUGUAAAUUUGUCAUUUGAAAAUGUCCUCUCGUCGUUCCUUAUGUCUGUUUCACUAAUAGGAUGAAAACGGUCGUCCUCAUUUGAAUAUUCAUGAGGUGCUUUUGCGGUUUCAAGCGUGCUCGGUGAAUGUCACUCCUGAAGGUUCUGACCCCAUCCAACCCCCACCCACCCUCUUCUGAUUGGUUUUCUGCCGAUUGACACUCCAUGUUUGGACGCACACCGCAAGUUCUGCUGGACAACAGUCCAAAUUGUCCUAUUUAUACGCACAUAAAAAAAGCCAUAAAAAAUUCAGGUUGUCUAUUGAGCGUGUGUACGUAUAAAAAAAGCGAAUGUGUGUGUGUUGUCGGUUCUGAUCCAAACGAGCUGAAACUUUUUGGACCUUUUCAUCGCCACCAAUGAUUUGUGCCUUGGCCUUUCCCGAUUCAUUGUUUCCUUCGUGUGUGUGUGCAUGUGUGUGUGUGUUGGUGGACGGCUGCCAAGUCGCGUCACAACAUUGCUGUGUGAGAAGCACAAAAUUCAAGUGUACACAAAAACAUCUUCAAUAGUGACAGCAUAUAACCUACUCUAUGUAUCUUCACAUCUACUCUGACAGCCAGUAAACAAUGCUAAGCUAAGAACCAUAAUAGCCAAUAACCAUAAUAUCUCUCUAUAUAGCUUCUAGUGUGCAUGUGAACGCGCACUUUGAUAAGACGAGCGGGUCGCUAUGAUCACUGGGUAACCGUGCCAAACGAAACGAUUCCUUGCUCGAUCAAGUCCUUGCAUGCGGCAACCACGUAACGUGCCGUCGCACACUUUCGAGGCCCGAAGAAAGUCUGUGAGCGACUUGGCGGCGGCUCCUUUAGUUUCAACGUUAAUAUAAGUGACCUUCACAUGUCCCCCCCAAACCUUUUUGUUCAUCAGAUGCAAAUAUGCAAAUCAUUGUCGUCACUAUUUCCCUUUUUUUUUUUAAUGGACCAUUCUCUUUUCA
Messenger RNA from Syngnathus typhle (broad-nosed pipefish), 5112 nucleotides. RefSeq names its product potassium voltage-gated channel, KQT-like subfamily, member 3 (gene kcnq3). The transcript is spliced from 15 exons. Lineage: Eukaryota; Metazoa; Chordata; Actinopteri; Syngnathiformes; Syngnathidae. Gene Ontology annotation, biological process: transmembrane transport; potassium ion transport. Bases 216 to 2618 code for a protein of 800 amino acids. Gene Ontology annotation, molecular function: voltage-gated potassium channel activity. Gene Ontology annotation, cellular component: membrane. The record is from RefSeq and is a predicted model, not a curated record.